This is a messenger RNA of Nanorana parkeri, 1283 nucleotides long. RefSeq names its product RAS guanyl releasing protein 2 (gene RASGRP2). The transcript is spliced from 10 exons. NCBI's taxonomy places the organism in Eukaryota, Metazoa, Chordata, Amphibia, Anura, Dicroglossidae. Gene Ontology annotation, biological process: positive regulation of GTPase activity; Ras protein signal transduction. Bases 86 to 1261 code for a protein of 391 amino acids. Gene Ontology annotation, cellular component: plasma membrane. Gene Ontology annotation, molecular function: calcium ion binding; guanyl-nucleotide exchange factor activity. The record is from RefSeq and is a predicted model, not a curated record.
UGUCCUUCAUGGUUGUACUGUGGGAAACCCUGUCUUGGAAAGAUUCAUAGCCCUGUUCAAUGGUGUUUCUCAGUGGAUCCAGCUUAUGGUGCUGAGCAAACCUACUCCACAACAAAGGGCAGCUGUCAUUAAGCAAUUUGUAGAAGUAGCAGAGAAACUUCUAGAGUUGCAAAACUUUAACACCCUCAUGUCUGUUGUUGGUGGCCUCAGUCAUAGCUCUAUCUCUCGCUUAAAAGAAACACAGUCCCAUGUUGGUGCAGAGACCUCUAAGGUCUAUGAUUCACUUUUGGAGCUCCUUACAUCUUCGGAUAACUACGCAAGAUACAGGCGCAGGUUUGCAUUUUGUGAAGGCUUCCGGUUUCCAGCCCUGGGAGUCCACCUAAAAGACCUCAUGGCUCUGCAUGUGGCCCUGUCUGACUGGUCUGAUAAAGCCAGAGGUGUCAUAAAUAUCUCCAAGAUGCGCCAGGUCUAUAAAGUUGUUCAUGAACUGACAGAAGCCCAGAGACUUGAACCUUCAGUGAAAGCCAACCCUGACUUACUAAACUUGUUAACGGUAUCCCUGGACCAAUAUCGAUCAGAGGAAGAGAUAUACCAACUAUCUUUGCAAAGAGAACCAAGGACACGGUCAUCGAAGCAAACCACCAUCAAGUUACCUGCAUCCUCUUCACCUCCUAUGGAAGAAUGGGCUUUGGUCAAAGCAAAACCUGAUCAGGCUUUGCUAUGUCAACACAUAGAGAAAAUGGUGGAGUCUGUGUUUAGACUUUUUGACGAAGAUGGUGAUGGUCACAUCUCGCAGGAGGAGUUUCAAGCUGUUCGCAGUAACUUCCCUUACCUCUGUGCAUUCGAUGAGAUAGAUCAAAAUCAGGAUGGAAAAAUCAGCAAGCAGGAGAUGAUGUCAUAUUUUUUAAGAGCCAGCUCCGUGUUGGAUUGUAAAAUGGGAUUUGUCCACAACUUUUCAGAAAGGACCUUCCUGCGCCCUGUAUCUUGUCAACAUUGUGGAAAUCUGAUACUUGGAAUUUAUAAGAAGGGACUAAAGUGUCGAGCAUGUGGUGUAGCCUGUCACAAGCAUUGCAAGGAUCGACUCUCUGUGGAAUGCAAGAAAAGAUCUAAAAGUGUCAGCGAAAGACGAGAAAGUUCCCAGCCACCACAUCAUUUUUCUUUGACACUGCCAAGAUCCUUUAAGAGAUCAGCAUUACCACCAGAGGUAAAAGAAGAGGAUCCGCAAGUGGAGGAAGAUGGUGUGUUUGAUGAUCGUUUAUAACUAGCAUGGUGAGUAAAUGAGG